ACUUUUUUUUAUUAAACAUCGUUAUUGUUAUACGUGACAAACUAUUAUAGAUAAUUUUUUUUAACGUAUACCAAUAUUUAUGUAUUAUAUUAUUAUUUUUCAUUUGACAUUAUCAUCUCUGUUGCCGCCAGUUAAACAUUGACAACGGGUCGAACAAGAAUCGACAUUUUUUAAAAAAAAAAACUAUGAAUAAUUAUCCGUUUAUUAUUCGACACGUUAAAUUUGUCAUAACUUUUGUUGUCUGAUAUUGUCUUUUAAAUAAUCUUAAGUGAUCGGUUGGAAAAAAAAAAUGAAACCUUCACUUACCGUGAUCGCUUUGGUUUCGUUGUUCGUCGGAUCGCAUUCCUCGUCGCCAGGAUCUCUGGAGAAUACUCUGAGCACUUGCUGUAAGAAAGGCAAGGCGUGGACCGCAGAACACAAGUACUGCAACAUCUCUUUACAGUUACCCUUGCCCGGCGUACCCGUCGAACACAAUUCCAUAUGUCUGUCUACGGUCGGAGCAUGUUGUAUGCACUCGUUGAGGGAAUCUCGGUGCUUGGAAGGCAAACAGGCAGCGUUGGCCGACGGAUCGUGUAACGAAAAAACCGAAUUGGGCAGAAGUCAAGUGGACUUUAUGAUGUGCUGUGAGUUGUGCAAAAUCGGUAUGAUGGCCGGAUCCAUUGAAACGCCUCCUUGUAAGCUUACUAACUUGUUUGCCGGCACACAAUGGGACGAGCUGUACGGGUCGUGUUGUCAAGUUGUCAGCAGCAAGUUGAAGCCGAGCCCUUUAAUUGCUCAGCCGAAGGGAACGUCUAGCGUUAAAGAUCUAAAUCCGUGCAUUGCCGGCACUCAUAGCUGCACGUCCACCGAGAGGUGCGUGAACACCCUUAACGGUUUCCAAUGCCUCCCUCGCCUCAUUUCUUUGCCGUUAUCGUUGUCGCCGAGAAACGCCACCGUAAGAAAUCGGUUGCAGAGUUGCGAUCCCGGCUUUGCUUUUGACGUGCUCACCCAAAAGUGUGCAGACGUGGAUGAAUGCACUCAGCUGCCUUGCGAGUCCAACGAGCUGUGCGAAAACUCCAUAGGCAGUUACAAGUGUCACUGCAAGACUGGCUUUCAAUUGGACAAAAUCACUAACGCCUGCACAGAUAUCAACGAAUGCCAAUUGAACGUACACGGGUGCGGCGAUUCUCAGCGAUGUGACAACACGGUGGGCUCUUAUCAGUGUGUCCGGUUUACAGGAUGCGGUACGGGAUACACCCUGGAUGUAGAUUCGGCCACGUGUGUAGAUGACGACGAGUGCACGUUGAAAACGGAUUCUUGUGGUCUACUGGGACCGGAUUGGAUUUGCAGGAACACUUUGGGAUCGUUCAGGUGCGAGAGGAAGAGGUCGUGCCCCGGACCCACCUGCAGAACGGCUGUGGUGCAGGCGACCUCUGUUAAUACCACUGCCGCAAGUUUGGGCCAAGGCAAAUGUCUCAGGGGAUACGAAAGGGACGAACACAAUUUGUGCAAAGAUAUAAACGAAUGCAAAUCGCCCAACCGAUGUCUGUACAACGAAAUAUGCAUAAACACCAACGGAAGUUACUACUGUCUACCGAAAUCGAAAACCCAUCAAUAUAAUUAAUGUUUUUUUUUUUUACUAUAACAGCCUACAGAGAUAAUUAUUAAAACUUACCGUGUUGAGUUUGUAAAAUACAUAAACGUGUAGAGUU
Molecule: messenger RNA, 1691 nt
Organism: Adelges cooleyi (spruce gall adelgid)
Lineage: Eukaryota; Metazoa; Arthropoda; Insecta; Hemiptera; Adelgidae
Product: fibulin-1-like
Exons: 9
Coding region: 290-1603 (437 amino acids)
Molecular function (GO): calcium ion binding
Source: RefSeq, a predicted model, not a curated record